AUGUCUGUUGAUAAAUUGCCUUUUAAGUUUUUUGAUUCAAUCAACCUUAAGCUUUUUGCUUGUAACCAAAGAGUCAACCUUCUCCCCAACCUUUGGUGCCUUUGUAGUGAUAACCUUUCACCUCAAAUUUUAGAGAUAUCUGAUCAACAUGUUGCUUUUUUUGUUACAUUGAACUCUACAACUUUUGCCAUGUCUGCAGUCUAUGCCUCUAAUUGUCACAUAUCUAGAAGAACCCUCUGGCACAAAAUUUCUAAUAAUCUCUCUGGCUCUGUCUUGCCUUGGUGCAUAGUUGGAGAUUUUAAUGCAAUUCAAGGGGCGCAUGAGCAUGCUGGUAGGUAUAAUCCUAACAAGUUGCAUAUGUUGGAAUUUUCCAAUUUCAUUGAUAACAACAAUCUGGUUGAUAUCCCCACCAAAGGAAACUUCUUCUCUUGGACUAAUAGUAGGGCUGGUAGUGAGCUUAUUGAAAGAAGACUUGACCGAGCCCUUUGUAAUCCCAUUUGGCUUUCUAAUACCACUAACCUUCAGGUUUCUACUCUCAAUAGACUUAGAUCUGACCAUUUUCCUAUCUUGCUUAAUUUUUGCUUCUUCAAGAGCCAACACUUUUCUAGCUUCAGGUUUUUAGGGAUGUGGACUAAGCAUGAUAACUGUGAGGAAUUCAUUGCCAAAUGUUGGUCUGUGAAAAUUGUUGGAUGUCCAAUGUUAGCUUGCAUUCAGAGUGAGCUAAUAGGUAAUGAAGGAAAUAGGGACCUAAAGGCCAAGGAAGUGGAAGCUCAGCAAGAUCUAGAGAAAUUCCUCACCAUGGAGGAGGAGUUUUGGAAAGAUAAAGCUAGGAUUAAAUGGCAUUUGGAGGGUGAUAGGAACACUUCCUUUUUCCAUAAAAGUGCUAAGAUCAAAUUAGCUAAGAAUACCAUAACUCACCUUAAAACCUCUGAGGGGAUGAUUCAUGAUCCUGAUGCUAUGGCAGCUCAUGCUGUAGAUUAUUUUUCUAACCUUUUCUGUUUUGCAGGCACCUCUACUCAGGAUCUCUCUAUGGUGGAUGAGUGUAUUCCAAACUUGGUGGAUAGUAACAUGAAUAACUUUUUGAUUAGCAUUCCUUCUGCUGAUGAAGUUAAGAAGGUUGUUUUCAACCUAAGCAAGGAUAGUGCACCAGGUCCUGAUGGAUUUGGAGGGGUUUUUUAUCAUACAUACUGGUCCAUAAUCAAGCAUGAGGUCAUUGCUGCUGUUACUCAGUUCUUCACAACUGGGUGGAUCCUUCCCAAAUACAAUUCAAACAACAUUAUUCUUCUUCCCAAAUUCAAGGAUGCUGACACCAUGGAGUCUUUUAGGCCUAUUGCUCUGGCCAAUUUUAAAUUUAAAAUCAUUACCAAAAUCUAG
Molecule: messenger RNA, 1374 nt
Organism: Vicia villosa (hairy vetch)
Lineage: Eukaryota; Viridiplantae; Streptophyta; Magnoliopsida; Fabales; Fabaceae
Exons: 2
Coding region: 1-1374 (457 amino acids)
Source: RefSeq, a predicted model, not a curated record